Messenger RNA from Colletotrichum scovillei, 1371 nucleotides. Its product is annotated as glycosyl hydrolase family 61. The transcript has 4 exons. The record is from RefSeq and is a predicted model, not a curated record. The coding region runs from base 171 to 1157 and encodes 328 amino acids. Lineage: Eukaryota; Fungi; Ascomycota; Sordariomycetes; Glomerellales; Glomerellaceae.
CUUCAACAGUUUCAGUCACUCAUCUGUCCACUCUUUACUUUCAGUCCUUCUCUACAGCUCGACGCCGGCGUCAUUUCACUCACUUCUCACCUUUGUGUGCCAUUCUUCUAACGCCCGGAAAAUCACCUUCUUUUUUCAAAACAACAACCAAACCAAAAAUCACCGUCAAAAUGAAGUCUGUCGCUGCUCUCGCCCUUACCGCCUCCAUGGCCAACAUGGUUGCCGGCCACGCCAUCUUCCAGCAACUCUGGGUCAACGGUGUUGACCAGGAGUCCAGCUGCGUCCGCAUGCCCGCUUCCAACUCCCCCGUCCAGGACCCUACGUCCAACGACAUGCGCUGCAACGCCAACUCCGCUGCCGCCACCACCACCUGCGGCGUCAAGGCCGGCGACACCAUCACCGUCGAGAUGCACCAGCACAACACCCGUGCCUGCACUGAGGAGGCCAUUGGAGGUGCCCACCACGGCCCCGUCAUGGUCUACCUGAGCUCCGUCGCCGACGCCGCCACCGCCGAUGGCUCCAGCUCUUUCUUCAAGAUCUUCGAGUCCGGCUACUUCGCCAACAACAACACCUGGGGUAACGACCUGAUCAACGAGGGCUGCGGCAAGCAGAACGUUGUCAUUCCCUCCGACAUCGCCCCUGGUGACUACCUUCUCCGUGCCGAGACCGUCGCUCUCCACGCCGCCGGCUCCGAGAACGGUGCCCAGUACUACAUGAGCUGUUAUCAACUUAAAGUGGAAGGAUCUGGCACUGCCAAGCCCGAGGGUGUCGUCUUCCCUGGUGCUUACAAGGCCACCGACCCCGGCCUGUUGAUCAACAUCUACAACACCAUCUCCAACUACGUCAUCCCUGGCCCUGCUGUCUACGAGGGUGGUGGCUCUUCCGGCUCUGCCCCGGCCUCCUCCGCUCCCGCUGCCUCCGCCCCGGCCGCCACCAGCGCCGCUGCCGCUUCUUCUUCGGCUCCCGCUGCUGCCGCCCCCACUACCCUCGUCACUAGCGCCGCUGCCGCUUCGGCCACUCCCACCGUUGCUGCCCCCGCUACCACCUCUUCUGCCGCUGCUGCCUCUACCUCUGCUGCUGCCGCUCCUGCGCCCAGCAGCCCCUCUGGCUGCAAGCGCCGCCGUGCCCGCAAGGCCCGCCGCUCUGCCAAGUACUAGAGUGUACUAAGUCAGAAUCUAGACGCCGUGGGAAAAGCGAUAGAUGGUUGUUUAUAGAGGAGACGUAUCUUUCCGGUACAUAUUAGAAGUUCUUUGUACAUAGUAUACCGCGUAAUUCUGCGAUUUACGCCCUUUUCGAGUGGCACAAUACAACAAGACUUUUCCUUGUUCAAAACGGUUCUGAAUAUCUGCUUGAUAAACUCUUUCGAACUAU